CACACCAAGUAGUACUCAUAAUACUAGAUCCCAAGGUUGAUCUGUUCAUGGAUCGGGUAUUUCCCUAGGACAGUGAUUCCUUGGUUUUGACGAAAGCAUCUUUUAAAUGUAUAAUUAACCGGUUUAAUUAUAUGCGUGACCAGUAUCAUUAAAUUGUGCUCUAUUUGAUUUUGAAUAAUCAGCUUAAUGUAUGUUGAACUCGAAGCCAUUGAUGCCAUCAAUAGACAUCUCAUCUGAUACCAAUCCUGAAAGGCACCUCAACUCACUCAACUAAACGAUAUUAUUCAACCUUCAGGAUGGAAUGGAAAAUUUUCACAGUUACUCGGAAAACAAUCAAAUCUUGGAUUUGGUCUGAUUUAAGCAUUGACCUGCAGUUGCAGUUGAAUGAGUAUUAAUUCAUGUUGAGGUUGUUUAUUGUUUUAAUAGUUUAUUAAAAAAUAAAUUGGUCUACGAGUGAAUUAUAAAAGUGUAUUUAUGGUUGACUGUUGGACAUUCAAAGACUGGUUAUCAAGUUAACUCUGAUUGAGAUGACCAGAAGAUCGGUGGUAAUUACUGAAAGUAUUCAAAAUCUAUCAUUACCAAACGUUUCUCAAGCUGAUGGAAUCAACAUUAACCUUCAUGAUAACAUCAUUCAGGAUAACCUUUCAUACUCUCUAUUUUCAACCAGUAUAAUCAUUCAAAUCGUCCGCAAUCAAAGCUCAAUCGAACCGGCGAAACAUAUCCUAAAUUAUUUUAUUUCAUCUUAAAUAUUAUCACACAUUGACCAAGUCAGACAGCACCAAUUGAAUUGUGUGAUCUACCAAACAUGCAACAAGUAAGAAAAGAAUGAACAAGACUCAAUCAAGGUUACUAUCAAGGUUUAGGAAUCACUUACAAUCUACAACCUGGUCAAAUGAAAUGGUUAAAUUAUAUCACAAAAUCACCGUCAACUGAGAAGGACGUUCAUUAGGCUGACAAGACGAGAGAUCAAAACAUCGAAUCGCACAAAUCAUCGGAAUGAAGGUUAAUAUUUGGUGAAACUCCGGAAUGCAAAUCACAUUGAAUUACCUUAAAAAUGGCUUGAUUCAAGCUCUCUCGACUUGGACCAUUACCAGAUAAACAGUAUCAUGUUAACACCGAUUUCAAUACUGACCAAGUCAUCGUCAUUUCAUCAUGGUUAUUAAUAUUUGGCUUAUCCUGAGGCCAACCAUUUUUUCGAGCGACCGGUUAAAGGGAAACUCAAAAUCAAGUUAAGGCCUCAUGAUAAGAAACUGGAAAAUUACUGAAAAAAUUACCCCUGAAAAUAUCGCAACAUUCAAUCUUAAAGCCCAAAAAUCAACUUAUUGGCUAUGAAUUUUAACAUCAACGUUGACUCCAAUGAUGGAACCCAGUUUUUUAAUGAAAACCAAAUCUAUUACCGUAAUAAUUACUGUAAUUUGCUUGAGUCAAUCUACGUCAGCAUGUAUUGUUAAUCAGAUGACGAAGGUCAACGAUGAAGUUGAUGUCCAUAAGAGCAAAAGACGGCAAAGAUGAAAACAAGUUUAUACAAAUGGUUUAAUUUCAAUGUCGACGUAAAAUUAUGCUUGAUUGUUGAAAGUGAAAGUGGACGUAAAAAUGAAAAGGAGGAAUCAAGAAUUGUUUGGCUGAUGGUGCAAAAACGGGGAAAAUGUUGCCUUCAAGAGGAGGUCUUAAGUUCGCAAAAUUAAUACGCUAUCGUUUAUGGAAAUGGGCUUACUUAUCAACUCACCUUUUUGAUUCAAUUUUUUGGGUAUCAAGUGAAUCUCUCUAUAACAAUUGCUGAUAUAAAAAACAACAACAAAAGACAGCAACCAGGAUCAAUAAAUCAAGCAAAGGAAAAGGUCAAAAAGCGAAAGUGAAUCUCAAUAACUGACAAAAAGAGGAAAAGCUUAAUAUAAACCAAUCAAUAUGUUGAUUUGUGCAACGGCAACCGCAGCGACAACAAUUAAUGCUAGUAAAUCUUUUAUGGACACAACAUUUUAUUAUUUUCAUGAUUUUUGGGAAGAGAAAGGUGAUCCUCGAGUUUCAAGUUUACCCUUAAUGUAUGGUGGACCAUGGAAGGUAUUAUUGAUAAGCUUCUUGUAUUGGUAUUUUGUCCGUAUAUUGGGUCCAGCAUUGAUGAAAGGACGUGAACCAUUUGAUCUUCGUUCAGUAAUGCUUCUCCAUAAUAGUUUCCUAAUUGGUGUCAAUGGAGUUGGUUUCUUUGUUGCUCUAUGGGUUACCGAUAUGUUCAAGGAAACCUGGAAUUGUGGUCCAGUUGAUCCAAAUACAUCAAACCUUAAGGACAAUUUAACCGUUUAUCUUGGUUAUAUUUACUUUUUAACCAAAAUAGUUGAUUUUGGUGAUACAAUUUUCUUUGUAUUGAGAAAACGUUUCCAUCAAGCAUCAUUUUUACACGUUUUCCACCAUGGUGUUAUGCCUAUUGUUGGAUUUGUUGGAUUGAAAUUCCAUCCUGGUGGUUAUUCAGGAUUUUUACCAACAAUUAAUAUCCUUAUCCAUGCAAUUAUGUAUGCUUAUUAUGCAUUAGCUUGUGCUGGUCCAGAGAUGAAAAAGUAUCUUUGGUGGAAGAAACACAUUACUCAACUUCAAAUGGUACAAUUUGUAUUAACCUUUUUCCAUGCAUUUAAUGCAAUAGUUAAUCCUAAUUGUCAUUGGCCAUUAGUUUUAGCCUAUUUGGAGGCAUUACAUGCUGUACUUUUCUUCUUCUUAUUUGCAUCAUUUUAUCAAAAAGCUUACGGAUCUUCUUCUGCUUCAUCAACAUCAUCACCAUCAGUUUCAUCGACAUCUAAAAAGGCUGUUGGAAACAACAACAAAACUGAUUAAUUUCAAUUUCCAAUACAAUUAUACAAUUCAUCCAUUAUUUUUACCAUUCAAAUUUUGUCUCAAUUCAAUUUCAUUGUUCGCCAUAUCGAUGCUCAAUUUGUUUCAAUCGUAAAAAUAAUGAUGAACAAUAUUUAACCCUGUCUUUUUUUCGCUUCUAAUUUUCACCAUUAUCAAGUUUCGGGUGUCAAUCUCAUAUUAUCAAUGUUAUCAAGAAAACUCAAAUUGCUAUUAAUUUAUUUAUUCAUUGUUGAAUAAGCAAUUUGGUUAACCUUUAAGAAUUGUGAUCAAACCAUAUUUUCUGACAAUUGUCUACCUAUUUCUAUUGCUUAAAAUCUAGCUGAGAGUUGACCAGACGUCAAAGUAAAUAAAAUAGAUACAUUUUAAACGAAAUUUGAA
Molecule: messenger RNA, 3216 nt
Organism: Tetranychus urticae (two-spotted spider mite)
Lineage: Eukaryota; Metazoa; Arthropoda; Arachnida; Trombidiformes; Tetranychidae
Product: very long chain fatty acid elongase 7
Biological process (GO): fatty acid elongation, saturated fatty acid; very long-chain fatty acid biosynthetic process; fatty acid elongation, polyunsaturated fatty acid
Cellular component (GO): endoplasmic reticulum membrane
Molecular function (GO): fatty acid elongase activity
Source: RefSeq, a predicted model, not a curated record